AGGUUAGUCUGGGGCAACAGGAGACAGCACUGCACUGAUUUGCUUUCUUAUAGAUUUUAUUUAAUUUAAGGAUAUCGAUCCUGGCUGACUUGGGAAACCAGAGUGAAUUGAAUGUGAUUUAGUUUGAACAAAACAUUCUUAAAUUCAUUUUCAAACAAUCACAAAGUCUCAAAACAUACAUAGAAUGGUAGUGGGUAAAAAGGUAACAAAAGAUAGUAUUCUUCCAUCUGUUUGUGAAGAUGAUGGAGAUGAAGGUGGAAAAGAAGAGGAUUUGGGAGGGAUUGCAAGCAGGCCGGUCAGCAGACCCAGAAGUCUCUACAGCAGAGGAAGUGUUGAUGGCCAAAGAGUGCCUAGAUCCCCCAGCCAGCAUCAAAGCAUAAAAUUGGUCCAUCAGGUUGAAGAUUAUACAAAUGAAGAAGACGAGGUGGAGGAAGGUCGAGGCCACCCAGGUGAUGGACAGCAGCAGGAGGGAGAGUGUGUCAUCGGUGACGAAGAUUUUGACACAGACCUGGAACUCGACAGAUUUCACAAUGAAAAACAAGCAUAUGACCCUACAGGCCAGUCUCACUACAGAGAGGCUUGUAAGAUGCUGAACGUAACUCCUGUGUCCUACUUCCUCCGAAAUAUGAACCAGAGUGAACUCAACAUGAUGCAUUGUGGUUUGGGCUCACAGGGUACCAAAGCUCUGGCGGUUUCUUUGGUAACCAACACCUCCAUUCUGAAACUGAAUCUACGAGAUAAUUGGAUGGAGGGAAUGGGCGCGGCUGCCAUCGCUGACAUGCUCAAAGAGAAUUGCUACAUCACAGAAAUUGAUUUGUCUGAAAACCGAAUGGGCGAACAUGGAGCCAGGGCUUUGUCCAGCAUGCUGUUGGAAAACACUACUCUAGUCUCUCUCAACCUCUCCGGGAACCAUCUGGACGAGCGAGCGGCCAGACACCUGUCUCCAGCUCUGAUCGCCAACCAGAAACUUCAGCACCUCGACCUGAGUCACAACAGAUUCGGAGAUAUGGCAGGGGAAAUCCUGGGUGCUGCUAUUGCCGAGAACACAGCAAUGAAGUCACUCAAUCUGGCUUGGAACUGCGUUCGAGGAAAAGGAGCCAUUGCAUUUGCCGAAGGCCUAGGGGGAAAUAUCUUCUUGCGGACCCUGGAUUUGUCGUACAACGGACUGGGCAAAGAAGGAGCCGUGGCUCUAGAGGAAGCACUCAAACACAACAAUACACUGGAGGAUCUCAACAUUAGCAAUAAUCGCAUACCCUUUGAAGGAGCCAUCCAUUUUGCGUUGGGCCUCAAAGUGAACUCAACUCUACGAAUUCUCAAAAUGUCUAGGAACCCAAUGCAGUCAGCGGGAUGCUUCGCCAUUCUAAAAUCUGUUCAAGCAAACCCAGAAUCUGCAGUUGAGUUCUUGGACUUCUCUGACAUUUGCGUGGACCAAGAAUUUGAAGACUUAUUCAACAGCACCAAAGAAACGCUCCCAAACCUUCAAGUGAAACAUGGUGGAAAAAUUAAUGCUGCAUUUAAAAAGAGCUGAAAUUUAUUUAAAAAGAAAAACAAACAUUGUGGACAAUCCAUAUAGGCAUGUAGAACGGCAAAUGUAUUUUUGAACUUGCAUACAACUGAGAUUAAACUGAUUUGAAUCUAGCCUCACACUCCUCCACAUGGAAAAUUGGAUCAAGUCAUAGUUGAUGGAUCAUGGUUUCUGGCGUUAAGGGAACAAAGGUUCAGUAGAAUGAUGUUUAGAAAAGAAUUUGAUGGCAUUAGUGACCUUAGGCUUUAAAACAUAUUUAACAAAAUGGGUACUGACAUGAUGUGAGGAGCAAUGACAAGACAGACUUUGUGUAAAACAACAUUUACCUAAUUCUUUUUAUGUUUGGGAUCUUUUUU
Messenger RNA from Megalobrama amblycephala (Wuchang bream), 1881 nucleotides. It is a transcript of the gene lrrc74b, whose product is annotated as leucine rich repeat containing 74B. The transcript has 10 exons. Gene Ontology annotation, molecular function: protein binding. The record is from RefSeq and is a predicted model, not a curated record. Lineage: Eukaryota; Metazoa; Chordata; Actinopteri; Cypriniformes; Xenocyprididae. Bases 185 to 1528 code for a protein of 447 amino acids.